Messenger RNA from Rotaria socialis, 930 nucleotides. The record is from the annotation of a GenBank genome assembly. Lineage: Eukaryota; Metazoa; Rotifera; Eurotatoria; Philodinida; Philodinidae.
AUGAUCUCUUCGACAAUAAAUAGAACAUUAACUACUAAUAAUGCUCGCAUUUUUAAUAUAUCGCCAUCUAGCCAUGCCAUUUAUUAUCUUGAUAUGCAAUGUACAUCGAACAUGAAUGAUUCUUCGACAUUAAAUCGCGUUCAAGAAUUUAAUGCUAUAUUCAAAAACAGAAUAUGGAAUCAAAAUGAAAAGGAGAGUCGAUCAGGACCAGGCUCUUCACUGGAAGGUGCUUUUGAUUGGAUAAGACAUUUACGAUCAUUAUUACAACAUACUCAUAUUCGAUCUAUAGCUGAUAUACCUUGUGGUGAUACUUAUUGGCAAUUUAGUAUUCGAGAAAUCAAUACCAUUGAACAACUCUAUUUUGGUGGUGAUAUAUCAACGCAUGUUAUCGAACAAAAUAAAAAACUAUACGGAUCUCCACAUCAAAAUAAGUUAUUUCACUAUUGGGAUCUUGUAAAUUGUCCAAUACCAACAUUUUCAUAUAGAAAUUCAACGCAUCAAAUUCCAAAUCACAGAUUUGAUUUAAUUAUUGUUCGUGAUGCUCUUCAACAUAUGCAUAUACGAAAUGCUUUGAAAGCUGUAAGAAAUAUUAUUCAAUCUGGUGCAAAAUAUUUUGCAUUGAGUACUUAUCCACCAAAUGACAAAUCUUCAGCGGAGAAUAAAAGAUCAAUAGAUAAAAACGAGUCACUACCAAGGCAACCAUUAGGUUGUGAAACUAAAAAUUAUUGUCAAUUAGGUGCUAUCAAAGAAGGUGAUGUAUACAGAAAUAACAUUAAUUGUUAUCCAUUUAAUUUUCCAUUGGAUAAAGCCAUUCUCGUUCAACCAUCACAUGAAAAGUUUCAAAUGGAACCUGAUGAAAUACAUAUAUAUAUAAUUGAUGAUGAAUUAAAGCAAAUUGUUGAACAGUAUGAUAAAGCAUGUAUUAUAUAG